This is a messenger RNA of Cololabis saira (Pacific saury), 5774 nucleotides long. RefSeq names its product NHS like 3 (gene nhsl3). The transcript is spliced from 10 exons. Gene Ontology annotation, biological process: cell differentiation. The record is from RefSeq and is a predicted model, not a curated record. NCBI's taxonomy places the organism in Eukaryota, Metazoa, Chordata, Actinopteri, Beloniformes, Belonidae. The coding region runs from base 287 to 4717 and encodes 1476 amino acids.
UCUGCAAAACACACACACACAGACACACACUUAUGCUCUGCAAAGCUGUUCUCAUGCUCAGAAAAAGAGGGGAGCAGAGGAGAGGACAGCAGGCUUGCUGAGUGGUGACAUCGGCAAAAAUAGAGUUACUAAGAGAGGCCAAGGGUGGACGGAGACGUUCGUCAAACCCUGGAGAGUGGACAGCAAGGACGUGGUCACGUCCCGUGACUUAUUCUGAUAUAGGACAUAUAGGACACGCUGAUCCGGGUGGAGGUGCCAAGACUCGGCUUCCAGGACCGGCCUCAGGAUGUCCAGGAGGAGGUCCACAGGUGAUCUGGUGCCCAAGGACAUCACCGAGAUCUUAGCCAGAGAGGCAAGGGCUCAGCGUGGGCAGAAGAAGCAAGGAAGCUCCCUGGGACAGGCCUUCAGCUGGCUUAGGGGGAGUCGGAGGAAGAAGAGCCUCGGUAAUGGACUGAACUGUACGUUCACUGGUAUAACCGAUGCUAAACCGGGACUUCAAAACCAGGACGCUGCAAAAGCUGGCCCGAAGGAGAAUGAAGGCCAGAAGAGGUUGGCAGUGCACUACACAGCCUCUCAGCACUACCAGGAAAAUGUUUUCAUUGAGGGCAGCAGGUCUCAGUACCUGGAGGACCUGCACACUGAAGCUCAGGAGGGGCUCAAGAUCCUGCAGCAAGAAGAACACAAGAAUGGAGUGAACUUUCCUGAUGAUGAAAGCAUUGCUUCCACAGACACCCUGAGACCGGAGCAGUAUGUCAGCUUCAACGACGGAGCCUGCUCUCCAGAGUCCAGCUCCUCCACCGGGAAUCCAGAUGGCACACUGACCUCUGCUGUGAUGACUCAGCCGCCGCUUACCCACCAAGGUUCUACAUUCAAGCCUCCAAAUCCAGUGAAAAGAUUAGAUCGGAGCAGGAAGAGGAGCAGGAGAACCACCAUCAUGGGCAUUCCCAACCAGGUCCAGAAGGAGCUCGCUCUGCACAGAAGUUCCACCUUUCAGCCGCUUGUUUCUACUCAACUCCCUGACCACAACAAGAAUGACAUGCACGAUGGCCAAUCGGGUGUUGUUAUCAUCCCAACGGUUGAUGGAGGAGCUCCAGUGGUGAAUAAGGAGGGAGCAAGAGUGCAUCUUUCAGAGCUAGAGACUAUCCUCACUCGAAUGCAGGCAUUCAGAGACGAAGAGUUGAAGAGGCACCUCCAGGCAGUGUACAAAGAUGAGCACAACCACCAGGACUUUGGUUCUCAUCUCUGCCCCUCAUCCAUCAGACCCAAGUCCCUUGCAGUACCAGGCAUGACCACUUCCUUUUCCAUCUCUCCUUCCAUGUUUAACUUCCUCCACGAACCCCAGGGCCCAGUGAUGUCCAUCUCUCCCCAGGCCACUUACUUGUCGACAAUCAUCCCUAACGCCGUCUUGCCCGCUGCAGUUGAAGUAAUCGAGAUUGAUCGCAGCACCAGCCGGACUCGUGGUAGCAGUGUCAAUCACGGCGGCAGCGAUCGCGCUGUAAGCAAAAGCAGCCUGACAUCUGGGGACUCAUCAGUCACCCCUGUGUUGUCCAGAAGUUCAGAUGAUGACGGCUCCCAGAAUAAUACCUCUCACAACAACUCCACGCUGAUGACCUCAUCACCAUCAGGGUCAAACUGGAGUGAGGCACAAUCCUCAAAGAUGAUUAUUUCACAUUCCUCGCCUGCAUUAUCCAAGAGGGGAGGGCUAAAUGUGCAGGACAGCAAAUCCGAGCGGUCUGAGGACCAGGACCUUGUGAGUCUCCGUAGUGUAGUUAGUGCGAUGAGCAACCUCAGCAACACGGGGGAUAAUGGUGCAGAGCACGGGUCUGGGUGUGGUGCACCAGAGUCAGCAGCUGCAGGGGAUCAAGCAAAGGACAAGCGCAACUUCACUCGAAGUCUUUCUGUCCUGAAGACCAAACAACCUCCAGCACCUCCCCGGAGAACAAACUCUCUGCAUGGCAAGAAGAUCAGAAAUGAAGCGAGGCUUGUGGUACAGAUAAAAGAUCUCGGUGAUUCUGCCUCUGAGAAAACUUCCACUGAAAAGAAUUCAGUAGAGGACAACCAAAUGUUAGCUCAAACAAACACCAGAGGGAUUUGCACACCUGUGUCAAACUCCACUGGGUCCAGCUGUGAAGGAUCCCCCUCACAGGCCUCUUCACCCCAGACUGGAGGAGUAACAGAAUCGCUGCUAGAAUCCUGCACCUCCUCCCCACUGAAAACUCCCCCAGACGGAGAGAAAUUUGAACGGACAAUGUCCCCUUCCAGCGGCUACUCCAGUCAAAGUGGCACUCCGACGCUUUCCCCCAAAGAGAUCUCCCCAACCUCUCCAGACCAGCAGAAAAAGAAGCCGGUAAAACCAGAGAGAUCUGGGUCGAGGGCCUCGUCUUCAGCGGCCUCCGCUUCUUCCUCACUCACCUCUUUGUCAUCUGGUACGUCUGAGCUUGCAAAUCCAGAUGUUUCCAUGUGCAGUUCAACUCUCUCUCCACAGGAAUCUUUACCAACCAUUGCUACAAAAGACCUUACGUGUAAUAACAACCCUUCACAUUUUGGGGUAGAAAUCAGGGACCUGUUGAACAUCCCACCACCCCCUAAAGUCAAAGCUCCGUGUCCUCCCCCUCCAGAGACGUGGGCUCACAACAGGCACACCGUUGAGUUCCUGUGCGGACCAUUUCCUAAUGUCAGCAAAGAGGCCCAGAAGCCAACACAGAUUCAGGAGACCACCAUUAAACAGGCAGACACCCAAACAGAAACUGGAAAGAAUGGGCAAAUCGAAGAUGAAAACCAAACAAAAGUAGGAGAACCCGCUUUAGAAAUGUCCGAAAGUAAAACAAAGCCCGAGGAAUCCUCAGCAAUGAAUCAUCGGGGUGCGGACAUGGAGGAUGAGCUCAAGGAUUGUCCAGUUAUAGAACAAAUCCAGCAGGAAGAAAAGCAAAACACAUGUAGCAUGUCUGCUGUGAAGGAGCCAGAGCCUCAAGAAAAAACUCCAAAGAAAGAUCCCCCUCCUGUCAUGAAGAAACCUCUGGCAGUGCUGCACAGAAAGGCAACGACAAAGCAGCCGUUAGAAACACAACCGAUGGAGCUGGGUGGCAGCGCCGCCACAGAGGUGGACGCUGCUUCCCAGAGCCCCGUAACCGUGGUCGUUGAGGAGAGUGAGAUGGAUGGAGGUGAAGUCCCAUCCCUGCAGACACUUCCAUCAGAGCUCCCCAAAAUGAAUAAGAUCUCCCCGCCACCUACACCCCCUCCAACAUACCACCCUACACCUCCUCUUUCGAGGAAACCUCACCCCCUCUCGGGAUCUAUACCAGCUAAUGAACUGCAGAGGGUGCAGGAGGAGUUGCAUGCGGUGGAGUCUUGCUGGCCACCUCCCCCACCUCCUCUGGAUGGGGAGUCUGCCUUUGAGGGAGAAGAUGAUGCCGAUUUUCCUCCACCCCCUCCACCACUCGUAACGGACACUUGCAUCAAGGUGUUGGACCUUCCUGAAGAGCAGAUUGUAGAAAACCAAGACGUGCCCCAAACGAUUUCACGACCGGCUGCAACUGACGGCGAACCAUUGGCUGAUGGGCAAAAUUCUGAUGGAGGGGCUUCUUGUCCACUAGUGCAGAAUAUUGCUACAGAUGGUGUCACACCUCCAUCAGUGGAAUCACCUCCUGUGCCGCCUGUUACCAGAGCAGAGAGCCCAGUAUCAGCCAUGGCUCUUCCUCACUGCGAUUUCAUGAAGCGUAACUCUCUAAAAGCGGAUGAUCAGUCCCCAUCUGCUCCUCCGGUCAGUCCUCAACCUCCAGCUCCACCCAUCGUACCAGUAGCACCACCUCCACCAACGGAGAAUUUAACUCAUGGGGUCAAUUUCCGAAGGCAACCCAGUGGAGCAUAUAGAGACACGAGGAGCAAGGAACUCCUCUCCCGUCACAAAAGUGCACUCAUUCCUAAAGAGGACGCCAACAUCCCACUUGUCACCCCCUCGCUCCUCCAGAUGGUUCGUCUCAGAUCGGUCAGCGUGACUGAAGAUGAGGUGAAAGCUCCAUCUGAGGAUAAAUCCACCGCAGAGAAAGAUCCAGUGCAGGAGAACUGUCCCGUUUCUAUCCAAGGACUUCAGAACAUUCCUCAAAAGCCUAUCCGAAAGUCUUUGUCACUGAAAUCUCCCCCUCAGACUGUAAAAGCAUCCUCAGUGACACUGAACUCGCCUUCAACGCGCAUGCAGGAGGCCAUACGCAUGAAGACUGCAGCCAUGUCUUCAAGGGACUGUCUCCCCUCCAGGCUGGGUGUGAAGUCAGCCAGUUACAGCUGCACCAGUGAAUCAGGAGCUCCGGCUCUGAAAGCGCCCGAAAGCAGUGACGUGCACAAGUCCCCAGCUUCUACCGCCAGCUUCAUCUUCUCCAGAAGCACAAAAAAAGUCGUCAUAGACACUGCGGCCGCCUCUCCCGAAGCUCAGGCGAGUCUGAAACAGAGCCUGGCGGCGGAGCUCAUGCAAGUCUCAGAACAAUCGAAGGCUGCUGCCUUCUCAAAUGGAGCAGUGAAGUGUGACAAGGUUCCUCCACCUGUAGCGAAGAAGCCGACCCACAGCAGCAUGAGUCCCUCACACAAUUCCCAAAGCUCUUCUGCAAAGAUGGAGCUCAGUGCUGAAGGAAACGGAGCCAUUGGAGGAAUGCAACACACACCUGCAUUGGCAUCACCUGAAACAAUGACAAGAGUGACAGCGGACACGAUUGAAACACUGUUUUGAAAGAGACACGGACGAGACGAGACAAGACUACAAGCAAGUCACAGGACAACUCACAGCGGGGAUUCAUUAACAUUAACCUCAGCUCUCUGAGUUGUGUGCUGUCUUCUCCAAAAGCCUUAGCCUGUAAUGGCCUUCCUACAUACUUAUGCAAAAAAAAAACCUGUCACUCCAAGUUUCUUAAAAAACACGUACAAACAAAAAAAAGAAAAAGCUUUAUUAUUGAGUAUUUUUCUAAGGCAUAGUUUAUCUCCUAUUCAGGGCCCUCAGGGUGAAGUGGUGAACGUUGGCUGAACAGCAUGUGUUUGGCCUGUGUGAGAUCGCCUCCCAGAGGUUAAAAUUAGGUAACGUCAACUACGACUUAAAGCAGAUUUUCUGUAGAUUUCUUGUCUUUCUUUUCUCCCUCUCCUUCUGUUGUAAUAUAAUGCAUACAAGUUUUCACAUGACUGCAGAGUAUCCGUACAGGACGGGACUUCCCUUUCCUGACUAGACCACCACGUUUGGUUUCAUCCUGCUUUCUCACUGCGUGUAAAAAUAGCCAGAUGAUAAAUUAAUGUUCAACCAAAAAAAAAGCUUUAAAUUACAUCAAUUUCUAAAAUAUCAGACGGUUGCUUCCCUCAAAGCUUUGAGUUUAGACAUACUCUUAAGAAAUCUUUUGAAGAACUGUAACACACGCAUCUUAUUUAUUUAUGUGUGGUUGUUUCCUCUAGUAGCACUGUCAGUCACCUUUUCCUACCAAAUAUGAAAUAUUUAAGACUAUUUCAACUGCGACCCUUUGAUAAGGGCUUUGAUUGUGGCCCUGGAUGAUUGAUACACUGGAGCGGGUAGCGUGAGGUCCGUGUUUUUAUUCAAUGUCCUGGAUCUAAAACUUUGGCUCGAGCCUUUAAAGAUGGAAAAUCCAGCUUAUCAAUAUUUGCACAAAACACUUUCCCCCAGCGGACUCUUUGGCGAGUCAAUGAUUCAGACUCUUUGUAAGGGUUUAAAAAUCUUUUGGUGAUUACAAAAAAAAGAUGUACUGGUAUUACUUCUAUAAAUAAAAUCUUAAAGUAUAUUAAAUGUU